Crotalus tigris (Tiger rattlesnake) is the source of this 2103-nucleotide messenger RNA. RefSeq names its product armadillo like helical domain containing 2 (gene ARMH2). NCBI's taxonomy places the organism in Eukaryota, Metazoa, Chordata, Lepidosauria, Squamata, Viperidae. The transcript is spliced from 2 exons. The record is from RefSeq and is a predicted model, not a curated record. Bases 146 to 784 code for a protein of 212 amino acids.
AUCUGUGCUGUUACAUUGUACAUUCUGUUUACAACACUCAUUACCUAGUUACCAGUUAUGAGUGAGUUUUGUAGUAACUGAACCAAUAUAUUGAUUUUUCCAGCGUUUUUCUACUUGAUGAAAGAAGUAUACUUUUUUAGGCAACAUGGGAAUUGUAUUUAGUACACUAAAAGCUUGCUAUAACAUCUAUAGUGAUAGAAGGAGGGAACCAAUGAUCAAGCUGAUAGAUCCGAUCUUCCACCACCACAAAAUUAAAAUAUAUGGCAUGGAUCUAAGAAAUACAGAACUGUCACUGGAAGAAAGAGCCAAGGCUGCAUUAUAUGUAGGCCUGCUAGCUUACACAGGUGGUGUUGGUGCUGGAAGUCUUGCUUUACAAUAUAUUCAGGACAUGAUUGAUAUUUUGAUUAUGCCAGAUACAUCCACAAAAGUCAGAAUCUCCGUAUUAAAAGGACUGUGUAGUGUAUGCUACAUUAACCCCAUAAAUCAAAAUGAAGCCAAAGCUCACCACCUUCCUGAAAUUAUGCUUUCCUAUCUUGAAGAAGAUGAAGACUCUGCAGAAGCUGACUCAGAUCUAGUUCUUGUGAAGUUCUGGGUUUGUUAUCUUAUGACUGUUGUCUGCUGUAAUAAUAUGUCUUAUAUUAAAUUAUUUCAUGAAAUUGGUGGCCAAACACUAGAGAAAAGGCUGGAAUACCUAUCUAAUAUGGAAUGGUUUGGCUGGCCCCAAAACUACGCUACCUUAAUGUACAUGCUUAUGGGAUAUCCAGGCAUGGAAGUAUACAAAUAGAAUUAAGGGAAUGUGUGUCGGAACAAAUAUUCUGCUACUGAGAGGCACUAGGUAUUGCUUUCUUCAAAUAUUUGACACAAUAAAAUUGCUGCUUAGUGUUUAAACUGAGAUUUAAUUCUAAGAUUCAUUCAAUCAAUAAAGAAAAAAAGGAUAAACGUCCAAAGUUAAACUCAACAGAACCGAUCCCCAUUGCUUACUGCCUGGAUAUUCAACUUAUUAGUCUAGCACAGGGGUGUCAAACUGCUGGUCCGCGGGCUGGACGCGUCACCAGGAAAUGGGGAAAAAGCUCCGAUAUGUCACGCGACGUCAUGAGUUUGACAUGUCCGGUCUAGCACCUAGCCCUGGGAUCUCCUAGCAAGAACUAUCCACAUUCAAGUCCGCUAACCUAUUUUUGAGUUCAGCCAAGGUUGGCUAUGUGAUGCUUGUUUUUAUUUUACUACAUGCUAUCAAUCUGAAGAAAUGCUUUGUGAAAAUGGUUUUAAGAAUAAACAGCUUUCAAAACACAAUUAAGCUGUUAUGCCCAAUAACACCCCGUGCACUAUUACCGUUAAAAAUUAUUGAAAUCUAUUAGAAAUCCCAUUAAGCUAAACAUUUGAUAAUUAUGGAUCUGGCCUUAGAUUGGGAAGAAGUCUUACCAUUUGUGAUGAAGAAAGUUUCAGUCUGAUUGAUUGAGGUGAUGGGGCUGUAGGUUACUUUAGCAGGGGAACACCCAGUUGGAAACAGCUGCAAUCCUUAUAUCCCAUGUAGUCAAAGCAUCAAAAUAAAACAUUUUUUAAAAUGAUUUGUCUAGUAAGGAAAAAUAUGAGAUCCACAGCAGAAAGGUAACUUUAAUAAAACUAAUCAAAAUGGCACAAUAUAAUAAGCAGCUUUCAAAUUUUCUUGAAAAGUUUUUAUCUGGUAAGUUACAAAAAUCAGAAGCAAGGCAAAAAACAGGUAAGAUGAUGUACAGAUUAAACAUUUAUGCAAAGUGAAGUGGCCAGGGCAAUUCAUUUCCCUGUUAAAUGAUUAAUCUAUUCUGCUAAAUAUAACCCAAUAGAAUUAAAUAUGUUCUCUUACACUGCACUAAUUUUAUAAAGAUUUAACAGUAAAUUUGGAAACAAAAUAUGGUAGUUUUCUUCCAAGUCCUGUCUAUUCCAUGCACAGGGAUAAUUAGAAGGUAAGAUUGAGGGGUCCUAAGCUGUGGAUUUAAUAAAGUCAUUAGAAAAAGCGUUUUAUAUUUGAAAGAUACUAUCUUUUGCGACAAGGAAAACCUGCAAAUUACAGUAAUCCUGAAAGGCAGAAGCAGAGGCACAUCUGGUUUGGGAAGAAUUGAAGAAAAA